GAAUUUGUUUGAUUCUGCAUGCACUUGUUCCUUGAGGAAGAAGGAGAGUUAAAAAAAAAAAAAGGAAGGGAAGCUUUGCAUUAAUUUAUUCCCAUUUCCUUUUAUGUGUAGACAAUGCUAUGGUUGUUUUCUCAAUUUGUCGGUGUUGAAUUGCAGAUUAAGCAAGAAGAAGAUCUAUCACUUGGAAAAAUUUCACCGAGUGAUCCAUCUCCUGAUGCUGCCCACCUAGAGAUUGAGCUUCAAGAGUUGGAAGGUGGUUCAGUUGAUUAUCCCGAGAAUUUGGAUCUCUAUGUGCAGAAUGACCGUCCUGUUCAUAACUCCUCUGCAAGUUUAGAACCUUGGCUUCAAUUGAGUCAAGGGAGUUCAUAUAACAUUCCUGCAUCCAGUUUUGCUGGAGGAGAUUGCAUGCCUUUUAUAGAUCAUCCAGAUGAAUCAAACUUUGAUCUUCAGUUAGCACAUGGGGCAGAGAAACUUCAAUCCAGAGAUGGUUUGGAUGCUGUUUGUAUGAAGGAUGCAGAUGUAAAUCUUGGCUCUUACGUUGAUCUUGGUUUGAAUACCCCAGAAAUUCCUGAGUGUACUGAUUCAACUGUUUGUCAUGGUACUGAGAUUACUGAUGGCUUUGACUACCCUUACUUCAUGCCAGAUGUUACAAAUUCAGAUGGUGCUAAUUUUUCUUAUACCUUUUUGAAUUCUGUUCCUAGUAAUCUUGAUUUUGUCACUAGUAAUGAACAAAAUAUGAGGGGUGAAAUGGUGGAAAAUCUGAGUGAGAGUGCUUGCUCAAGCAGUUUAAUAAUGUUAAAUGCAUAUGGUGGAGGCAAUUGUGGGUCUUUAAUGGAGGCAUCCAUGUUUGAUAUGUGUGAUGUAAAGGGACAGAAUUUGGAAUGUGAAGGUAGCAAUCAUGUCUCACCAGUUUCUGGAAAUUUUUCUCUCAAUUCUGAUAAUUUACUUGUUGACAACAAACGAUUGGUGCGGCCAUUCCAUCAUACCCACUCUUGCAUUUCAAGCAAGAAGCAAGUGGAUGAGGUUGGCAGUGGAAAUUCUACUAAUGGCACUGGUGAUAUAUGUUCUGUCUAUCGAGAUCUAGAUCUGUCAUUAUCCAGCAUUUCACCUUGUAUGCCAAGUCAAAAUUUUGUGGUUAAUGGGAAGGAUGAGAAUUAUAGUAGUCUUUCUUACCAUGGUGGUGAACUUUUGAAUUCAAAUUCCUUGGAGAGAGGUUUCCCUGGUACUUCAAGUGAGAUGUUGCUGUUAGGAUUAGGCUGCAUUAAGGACAAAAGGGAGGGUAAAUUGAUGAAUCAGAUGAGCAUGGGUCUUUCAAAAGUUAGUCCAGAAUCAAUCCAUAGCAAUUCAUCAGAUUGCAGAUCCCAUCUAGAUGAUGACCCUGAUGUUAUAUGUAUUCCGGAUGACAACAGUCAACCUGCAUUUUCAAAUCAACCUACGUUGCUUUCAAAGGUCACUACUUUGCACCAUUCUAAAUAUGGUGAUCCUCUUCCUUACCCAGGAAGUUCCGGGCCAAAUGCAAUUGACAAACACAUUAUUAGAUUUGCAAUGGAGGAUCUUUCUCUAUCUCAAUCCAAGUCAGAAGCUAGUCCACCAGAUGGUGUUCUGGCGGUAUCUCUCUUGAAGCAUCAGCGAAUUGCUUUGUCAUGGAUGAUCCAGAAGGAGACAUCUAACGAGCACUGUUCAGGAGGAAUUCUUGCUGAUGAUCAGGGAUUGGGAAAGACGGUAUCAACCAUUGCACUUAUUCUUAAGGAAAGGCCUCCACCUUUCAAAGCAUGUCCAGAGGUCAAGAAGGUUGAGCUGGAAACUGUUAAUUUGGAUGAUGAUGAUGAAGAUGAUGAAGAUGAUGAUGGGGCUACAGGGCCUGAAGGAAUGAAGCAAGAAUCUGAUGACUGCAAAGUGAAAUUGAACAGAUGCUCAAGGGGAAGCUCAUUACCUUCAGAGCAAGCAAAGGGAAGGCCUGCUUGUGGAACUCUUGUUGUCUGUCCCACAAGUGUGCUGCGUCAAUGGGCUGAGGAGUUGCAAAAUAAGGUAACUAGUGAAGCUAAUCUCUCUGUCCUAGUGUAUCAUGGGGGCAAUCGCACGAAGGAUCCUUCUCAGUUGGCCAAGUAUGAUGUUGUCCUUACAACAUAUUCAAUUGUCAGCAUGGAGGUCCCAAAGCAGCCUUCUGUUGAUGAAGAUGAUGAUGAGGAAUGCUACUCAGAUGGUGAUGGUUUUCCAGCUUCAGUUUUUAAAUCAAGCAAGAAAAGAAAGUACAAACCCACCUCUGAUAAAAAAGGAGUGAAGCAUCAGAAACGAGGGGAUGGUGUGCGAGAGUCUGUUCCUAGACCUCUUGCAAAAGUUGGAUGGUUUAGGGUUAUUCUGGAUGAGGCACAGAGCAUUAAGAAUCACAGGACUCAAGUUGCUAGAGCCUGUUGGGGUCUUCGUGCUAAACGUAGAUGGUGUUUGUCAGGGACUCCUAUUCAGAAUGCGGUUGAUGACCUCUAUAGCUACUUCAGAUUUCUCAGAUAUGAACCUUUUUCUGCUUAUAAAUCAUUCUGCUCUAAAAUAAAGAUUCCAAUUACUAAGAAUCCUAGAAAAGGGUAUAUUGAGCUACGAGCUGUCUUGAAGACAAUAAUGCUGCGUCGAACCAAAGGAACUUUUCUUGAUGGGAAACCAAUUAUCAAUUUGCCUCCCAAAGUGGUAGAACUGAAAAAAGUGGAUUUUACAAAGGAAGAACGAGAUUUUUACUCUAGAUUAGAGGCUGAUUCUCGUGCUCAGUUUAAAGAGUACGCCACUGCUGGAACAGUCAAACAAAAUUAUGUCAAUAUUUUGCUUAUGCUUUUGCGCCUUCGUCAAGCCUGUGAUAACCCUCUUCUUGUCAAGGGUUUUGAUUCAAACUCUUUAUGGAGAUCCUCAGCUGAAACAGCAAAGAAGCUUUCCCGUGAGGAGCGAACAACUCUUCUGAAUUGUUUAGAAGCUUCUUUGGCGCUCUGUGGCAUCUGCAAUGAUCCACCAGAAGAUGCUGUUGUUGCAGUCUGUGGUCAUGUUUUCUGCAAUCAAUGCAUCUCUGAGCAUAUUACUGGUGAUGACAACCCGUGCCCAACUGUCAACUGCAAAGUUCGAGUCAACAUGUCUACUGUGUUUUCAAAAGUCACGUUAAACAGUUCUCUGUCUGAGCAGUCUGGGGAGAAUAGUUCUGGCUCUGAAGUUGUUGAGUCCGUUGAUCCUUAUUUUAAUGGUCAGUUGUAUCAGUCUUCCAAAAUUAAGGCAGCCCUUGAGGUCCUGCAGUCACUGACUAAACCUCAAGAUUAUACAUCGAAAGUUACUGGCUGUUCUGAGGACCAAUAUCAUCUUCAGGCCGGGGAUCCACAGCAGGGUUCUCCUGAUAAAAAAAAUGUGGUUAUUGAUAAAAGUUUGGACAAUCCUAAGAUACCUGGAGAGAAAGCCAUAGUGUUUUCUCAGUGGACAAGGAUGUUGGAUUUGUUUGAGGAUUGUCUCAAAAAUUCUUCUAUUCAAUAUAGAAGACUUGAUGGAACAAUGUCAGUUGCUGCCAGAGACAAAGCCGUGAAGGAUUUUAACACCCUCCCAGAGGUGACUGUCAUGAUUAUGUCUCUAAAAGCGGCUAGUCUUGGGUUGAACAUGGUUGCAGCUUGCCAUGUUCUUUUAUUGGAUCUUUGGUGGAACCCUACAACUGAAGAUCAGGCAAUUGAUAGAGCACAUCGUAUUGGGCAGACUCGUCCUGUUUCUGUUUUACGGUUAACUGUGAAAGAUACAGUUGAGGAUCGUAUUUUAGCUCUCCAGGAAAAGAAGAGAGAGAUGGUUGCUUCUGCAUUUGGAGAGGAUGAAACAGGUGGUCGUCAGACUCGUCUCACUGUGGAAGACUUGGAGUACUUGUUCUCAAGCCCUGCAGUUGUUGGCAUCUAGAAUGGGUAUGGGAAACAAUGCAACCCCAAUUUUUUUCCCCUUCAGAUUCAUUCUUUUUCUUGUUCCACAUGCCCAGGCAAGUAAGGUUCAAGCAACAGCAUUCUACUAACCCAAGAUACCAUGUGUAGCUUCAUUCCAUCUUGCAUUACUGCAGUUAAGUGACCAAGGAAACAGGGCUUUUUUGGAUUUUGACAUCACGCUAAUAGUCACGAAAGAAUUUGCACCAUCACUUUUACGCACAAAAAUAUCUAUAAAUUUUGUUCAUCUCACAAUUGAUAUUGUAUAGGAUUCAGAGAUAGGUAGCUUAUAGCAAGUAAUCAGCUUAGAUGGAAAUUCUUUUGAUCAAGUUGUAAAUGAUAGAUUUGGUCCUGCAAAAUUUUUCACCUUCUAUUACUUGUUUGACAGAGAUUCUCGUUGUAGCUUGGUAGUUUGAUAUUUUGAUCGCAUUGCUUGCAUUUGAGAUUUACUUGAAUGUCUUUUAUUAUUGUUAGUGUGUGUGUGUGUGUGUUUGUGUAUUUUGUAACAUCCAUCAGUUCCAUGGUUUGACCUGAAGACUAAGCGGAUCUUGGAGGAAAAUU
This is a messenger RNA of Rubroshorea leprosula, 4481 nucleotides long. NCBI's taxonomy places the organism in Eukaryota, Viridiplantae, Streptophyta, Magnoliopsida, Malvales, Dipterocarpaceae. The record is from the annotation of a GenBank genome assembly.